CAAAAGCUUGUUGCUGGUGUUGUUCGUACGGCAAACGCGUUUGGACUUUGGAGAGCGAGGGGAGGGGGAAGGAGCGAGCGAGCGAGCGGUGGCCAUGGCGGAGCAGCACAAGGAGGAGUCGGUGCUGGAGAAGCUCUCGGACAAGCUCCACGGCCGCGGAGGCGGGUCCUCGUCGUCGUCGUCGGACUCGGACGACGAGCGCUCGUCGGCGACGACCGCCGUGAAGGCCAAGAUCUACCGCCUCUUCGGCCGCGAGAAGCCCGUCCACUCCGUCCUCGGCGGCGGCAAGCCCGCUGAUCUGUUUCUAUGGAGGAACAAGAGGAUUUCUGGUGGGGUGCUUGCGGGCGCGACUGCCAUCUGGCUGCUGUUUGAGGUCAUGGACUACCACCUCCUCACCCUGCUGUGCCACUGCCUCAUCCUCACCCUUGCCAUCCUGUUCCUCUGGUCCAAUGCCACCACUUUCAUCAACAAGUCCCCUCCUAACAUCCCUGAGGUGAAGAUUCCAGAGGACCUGGCUGUGAAUGUUGCGCGUUCGCUGAGAUAUGAGAUCAACAGGGGCUUUGCUACCUUGAGGGGAAUCGGCCAAGGCCAUGACCUGAAGAAGUUUCUGAUUGUGGUUGCAGGACUGUGGAUCCUUUCCGUUCUUGGGAGCUGCUGCAAUUUCCUCACCUUGUCCUAUAUAGUCUUUAUGGUUUUGUACACUGUGCCGGUUCUGUAUGAGAAGCAUGAGGAUAAGGUUGAUGCUUUUGGAGAGAAGACCAUGGUCGAGUUGAAGAAAUACUACGCCAUCUUUGACGAGAAAUGCCUAUCAAAGAUUCCGAAGGGCCCGUCAAGAGACAAGAAGCAGCAUUAGAAGAGUAGAAUCAGGGAAGGGUCUGUGCGCUGAUUUAUCAUCUCUGUCAAUCACUACAUGUGGGUUUUGAAGGAUGGUUUUAGUUCCAUGUCUCCAUGUGAUGGUAAAUACCUACAUGUUCCUGUUCUAGUGUGGUCAGUAGUUGCGAUGUGCUAAAUUAUGCAAGCUUACGCUUUACUGUGGUUCUUCAAUCUGAAACUCCAUGUUGUCUUACCUGCCCAGACUUAGGGCUAUGAUGAAAUGGUUCUUCGUUA
This is a messenger RNA of Setaria italica (foxtail millet), 1107 nucleotides long. Its product is annotated as reticulon-like protein B1. The record is from RefSeq and is a predicted model, not a curated record. The coding region runs from base 95 to 853 and encodes 252 amino acids. The transcript has 5 exons. NCBI's taxonomy places the organism in Eukaryota, Viridiplantae, Streptophyta, Magnoliopsida, Poales, Poaceae.